Hermetia illucens (black soldier fly) is the source of this 2542-nucleotide messenger RNA. RefSeq names its product conserved oligomeric Golgi complex subunit 4 (gene Cog4). The coding region runs from base 172 to 2475 and encodes 767 amino acids. The record is from RefSeq and is a predicted model, not a curated record. The transcript has 8 exons. NCBI's taxonomy places the organism in Eukaryota, Metazoa, Arthropoda, Insecta, Diptera, Stratiomyidae.
UGUGAACAUACCUUCAAAUAGCGCAAAUGAGAUCAACCAUUUUCACUUAGUGCUGGCAGUUCCAUCCCAUCCUAAUGUCAAUAGUGACGUUGUCAAUAGCUUGUGUCAUAUGCCGGGAAGUGACAGCUCCACAUCAACAAAUCGCCGUUUCCAACUAGAAAAUCCCGGAAAAUGUUGGACUUGAGGUCCGUUAUUGGCGAUGAGGACAUCUCGUCGGCUGAGGGCAUCGAACGUGCUUGCGCCACCAUAACCCAAAAAGAGAAAGAAGUCAACGAACGACUCGAAGCAAUUCUCUCCAGACAAUGCCAAAUCGAAUCGAAAUUGAGUGGAAUCAGCCGUUCCAUGUCGACAUUACAUAGCGUGGAAAAUGACACUAAAAGCCUGGCCGACCGGAUCUCGCAAACGGCCGCCCUGGCGGAGAGUGUUAGUGCCAAGGUCCGUCGACUGGAUGAGGCCCGGAGUCGAGUGUCCGAGUGCCAGCAGAGAGUCCAUGACUUGAUAGACUUGCAGCUGUGCAGCCAAGGUGUAAUGACAGCCAUAAGGGAGGAGGAUUAUGAGAAAGGUGCCGCUCAUGUCAGCCGGUAUUUGUCGAUGGACCAAAAUCUACUCCAACGCACCGCGGACGAUGUGACUGGCUCCGUGACUUCUGUCUCGAAAGCUCUGCAAACCCUUGAGGAAGCCACGACUAAAAUGCGUGAAAUUAUCUCACAGAAGUUCGAUGAAGCCGUGCGAAAAGAUGACCUGGCCUCGGUGGAGCGAUUCUUCAAAAUUUUCCCAUUGCUUGGCAUGCACAAGGACGGUAUUGCGAAGUUCUCUUCGUAUAUUUGCCAGAAGCUGGAAGUCAAGGCGCAGAAGGAACUCCGAACCUCUAUGGACGUCGCUAAGGCGGAGAAGCGAAUGGCCGUUGCGUUCGCGGACACCUUGACCAGCCUCCUGGAGAACUUUGCUCGAGUUUUCAAAGUGAACCAGCCAAUUAUCGAGUCCUGCUACGGAACCGGGUACUUGCUGAACAUGUACGAGAUCCUGCAAGUGGAGUGCGACAAGGAAGUGAGAAAUUUGAUCCUUGAAUUCAAUAAGAAUCGCCAAAUUGCCAAGCGAGUGGCUCAGAUCAAUGAGUACAUGAAAUCGGACGGAGGAGUGACUUUGGGGCACUUCAGGAAACCUUCCGGGGGUUCGGUGGACAAAUUGAAUCCGAAGGACAUUGACUCGCUUAUUGGGGAGAUCACGAUUAUGCAUUCCAGGGCCGAGUUGUAUUUUAGGUUCAUGAAGAGGCGAGUUGUGGCUGAUUUGGAAGGGAGCUCGCUGGAAGAUGAGGACAAGAAAGCAAAGCUGAGUCGUUCCGAGAAUAUCAUCACAAAAUGCGAUCUGAGUCGGCAAAUGCAGGAAUUGCUGGGAACAUAUUUACUUUUGGAAAGAUAUUUCAUGGAGGAGAGCGUCCUGAAAGCCAUCGCCCUGGAUACUUUCGAGCAAGGCCAGCAAUGCUCCAGCAUGGUCGACGACGUCUUCUUCAUCAUCCGCAAAUCAAUUCGCCGCUCCACAUCCACCCAAUCCAUGAACGGCAUCUGCGCCGUGAUAAACAACGCGGCCUCCUGUUUCGAAGGUGACUUUAUCAAUGCCCUUAAGGGUCCCCUGAAAAACGGCUACCCGUCCGGCUACAUCGACCUGGCGCAAGCCUACAACGCGAUUCAAAGUUCCAUCCAACAAGGCAAAUUGCAAACAAGCGAUGCCGAGCAGGCACGAACGAAUUUCAUCGUGCAACUGAAUAAUGCCGACAUGUCGACGGAGUUCAUUGAAACACUCUGGGCGACCAUGAGUGAGGAAAUUCGUGGAGCUUUCGCGAAUAUGACACAGCGUGAGAGUGAGAUUUUGGAGAGUUGCAUGUCUGGACUGAAGGGAGUGAAGGAUUCCUUGAAGGCGGUCGUGGAUUUCGGGAUGCAGCAGUUGAAGUCGAGUGCGAUUAAGCCCCGACUCAAUCCAUGGGUGGAUCAGUUUUUGACGUACAACCACCGAUUGACAGAGGAGGAGCUGGCAGCUUAUGAAGCAGGUGAAACAUUCGCCCAGUUCCUCAUAGUCCAAAUCGAUGGCCUUUUGAACUCGUUCAAGUCCGUACUCAGCCCGAGGAACUACGAUGCUCUGGUCAGCAUCCUCGCAACGGAAGUCACUUCACGAUUGGAACGAGCAAUCAAGAAAUCAACUUUCAAUAGACUGGGCGGACUCGUACUUGAUCAAGAAGUACGCGCUUUAGGAACAUACUUGACGGGAGCAACUUCAUGGUCAGUUCGCGAUAAAAUGGCUCGAUUGACGCAGAUAGCCACGCUCUUGAAUUUAGAAAAGGUCUCGGAGUUGUCUGAGUAUUGGAACCCGAACGAGAAUAAUGAUAUGCCUGCGUGGCGAAUUACACCCAAUGAGGUCCGAUCGAUCUUGAUAUUGCGGGAGGAUUUCCGCAUCGAGGAUAUAAAGAGAGUUAAAAUAUAGUCGCACGCCUACUUUAAUCAAUUUGUUAUGUUAUUCGUCCUAAUAAUAAAAUAUGUUAAACAUUUCA